AUGCUCGCUACAACCCUGCGCCGCUCAGCGGCCUCCAAGCGCGCGCUUACUCAGCUGCAGAACCAGCGCCGCCACGGUGGAUCGCUCAGCAAGAACAAGCACAUCGAGAACUGGAACAACUGGCGAGGAGACUCGGAGAAGCGCUUCAAGUUUGACAGCGAGUUUUUCACGUCCAUGGCGGCCUGGGGUCUCUUCCCCUUCGGCCUCUACUACGUCAUGGGAGCCGAUGAACGUCGUAAGCGUGACCUGCGCAACGGCGUCCCGGAGAAAUUCCGCCAGUAA
This is a messenger RNA of Phytophthora nicotianae INRA-310, 282 nucleotides long. RefSeq lists its product as hypothetical. The coding region runs from base 1 to 282 and encodes 93 amino acids. The record is from RefSeq and is a predicted model, not a curated record. The transcript has 3 exons. NCBI's taxonomy places the organism in Eukaryota, Oomycota, Peronosporomycetes, Peronosporales, Peronosporaceae.